ACUCCAGAGGCGCCGGCUGAGGUCUGAGGUGCCGGUUCGGGCUGGGUGAGGCCGCCGCGCCCGCCGAGGGCGCUCCAGACCAAUCCUCCUGCGCAGUCGCGCGCCGCCGGUGCUCCUCUAGCCGCAGAGAGGUGGCGCAGUGCAUGUCGGGAAGGCGGUGGGCAGGUCCGGCCCUUAGCGGUGGAGGGCGCCAUGGUGGGUGGCGAGGCUGCCGCUGCCGUGGAAGAGCUAAUCUCGGGUGUGCGGCGAGCGACUGACUUCGCUGAGCAGUUCCGCUCCUACUCGGAGAGCGAGAAGCAAUGGAAGGCCCGCAUGGAAUUCAUCCUGCGCCAUCUGCCCGACUACCGCGAUCCACCCGACGGUGGCGGCCGCCUGGACCAGCUGCUCUCCCUCUCCAUGGUCUGGGCCAACCACCUCUUCCUGGGUUGCAGUUACAACAAAGACCUUUUAGACAAGGUGAUGGAAAUGGCUGAUGGGAUUGAAGUGGAAGACCUGCCACAGUUUACUACCAGAGGUGAAUUCAUGAAAAAGAAAUAGAACCAGCCAGAAGAGCUGUGUCUGACCCUACAGGCCAGUCUGUUGCCCAGCAUGAGUGAAUCACCUACCAACACGAGUGUCAAAGACCAGACUUGAAACAGCCAAAGCCAGGGGCAGCUCUGCUGCUACUCCAGUCUUGGUCUGUCCUGUUGGAAAUUGAAGAGAGGGCUUACCGGAUUCUCUUUCCCUUUGGAAUAAAGAUGGUUUCUUUAGGUGGUAACUGCAUUUUCCUCAAAGGAGAAAGACCUCUUAUAUUUUGCUCUUGCUGAGGAAUUUUGCUUCUUCACUUCUCAAAGACUGAUAUGACAGGCUUAAGCCAGGAAAUAGGUCAUACCUUGAAAACUGAUUGCUAAAAAGACUCUGAUUGACUCACUUGCACUGCUAAAUGUUAAGGAAAUCCAUUCAAAUAGGUGACAGCCAAAAUGAUUUCUUCACACCCUGCUUAAGAGUUGUCUAAAGCCAAGUUUAAAUUUACCAAAGGUGCUAGAGAGUACCCAGAAAGAAUAUAUCUGCUUCAGUUCAUCACUAUUUGAAGACAUGCAUUUACAGUUUCUAAUAGUGUGAAAUUCAGAAACACAUAACCUUCACAUCUUCUAAAUAUCCUGAGUCAAUGUGAAAUGUUGUGAAUUACUACCUGGAUUCAACUGAUUUUAAUUUAGAACAAUAAAGGGUUUGUGUGAUUCUGUUUUUAGAAGCCUUCGUUGCAGAGCAUGCCAUGGAAAAAGUUAUUUUUUAAGUAUUUCUGUUAUUACUGUGAAUUGUGAACAUUAACAGAUCACAGGUGACAAAACAAAAAAUCUGCUUCCAAGUGGAUGGUAUGGUCAGUGUUUUGCUCUAUCUUCUGUACAUAGUAAACUCUUAAUAAUUUCUGAGUCUACUUACAUACCAUCUGGGUAGGACAUAAAAUUUGUAUCACUGCUGUAUUUUUACUUAUGAAUUUGAGUCAUUAGACUACAUGGCUACUAACUUUUUCUUUUUUU
Molecule: messenger RNA, 1517 nt
Organism: Capra hircus (goat)
Lineage: Eukaryota; Metazoa; Chordata; Mammalia; Artiodactyla; Bovidae
Gene: XTBD1
Product: CDKN2A interacting protein N-terminal like
Exons: 3
Coding region: 193-537 (114 amino acids)
Source: RefSeq, a predicted model, not a curated record